CGCCAGCAGCAGCAGGAUGGGAUCCAAACGGACCAGUCGGAAGGCAGCUCCCGUGCCUGCAAAGGGGGGUGAGCCGGCGCAGGCCGAUGAGGCGGACGCAGCGCCAGAGGUUGAGGCGGAGAGCCCGAUCAUCAUCUCCAAGUGGGACGGUCAGACAGUGCGCAACAGCCUCGAGGAAGCCUUUUGCAAGGCCACGGGUGAUGCCGUGCCUGAAGAAUUUGAGCAAGCCACGGCCGAGGAAGAUUUCAAGCUGAUCAUGGCCGCCAUUGGUUGUGCUUUUGCGGGCUAUGCUUGCAUCUACGGCCUCUUCGUGCCCCACCCAGCCAGCUCGCAAGUCGUUGGCAUUUGCGCGGCUGCCUACUUUGUCUUCAUGACCAUUCUCAACGUUCAUGCCAUGUUCUUUGAUCAGCAUGCCGCCGUCCUUAUGCGUUCUCAAAAGACCGGGCAACGCCUCUCCACAUUUGUCCACAUGAACAAGUACUCGCCGGAAUUGACAGUGGAAAUGAUUCUGGCUAGUUCAGCCGGCACCUCCAGCUCACAAACCUUUGAUGGCCAUGUCGGCCAGUUUUUUUACGAAGACGGCGAAAUGUGCCGAGAGGCCGUGGUUCAGGUUACGGAGGAUUUGUUGAGUCAAUUACUGGCCUUAAAGAAUGAAUGA
This is a messenger RNA of Monosiga brevicollis MX1, 658 nucleotides long. RefSeq lists its product as uncharacterized. NCBI's taxonomy places the organism in Eukaryota, Choanoflagellata, Craspedida, Salpingoecidae. The transcript is spliced from 7 exons. The coding region runs from base 17 to 658 and encodes 213 amino acids. Gene Ontology annotation, biological process: protein targeting to ER. Gene Ontology annotation, cellular component: membrane; signal peptidase complex. The record is from RefSeq and is a predicted model, not a curated record.